Messenger RNA from Aspergillus clavatus NRRL 1, 1626 nucleotides. RefSeq names its product WD40 repeat domain-containing protein. Gene Ontology annotation, molecular function: protein binding. NCBI's taxonomy places the organism in Eukaryota, Fungi, Ascomycota, Eurotiomycetes, Eurotiales, Aspergillaceae. The transcript has 5 exons. Bases 1 to 1626 code for a protein of 541 amino acids. Gene Ontology annotation, cellular component: cell division site; nucleus; cell tip. Gene Ontology annotation, biological process: carbon catabolite repression of transcription. The record is from RefSeq and is a predicted model, not a curated record.
AUGGCGGUGCCGGUCAUUGAGACCAAUAACAUCAUUAGCCAUCCCGAGGGCGGUUGUCCGUUGCAGGUUGGAGAGGGUACAUAUCAUCUCAAGGACAACCUACACUUAGCGACCCCUCCUCCUCACCCGUCUGAAGCUCCCAUCGUGAACCCCAACCCGCUCGCGACCGUUCCUACACCUCCGACAAUGGGCGUCAAACUAUCGCUUAUCUGCAUCAGUCCUCGAACCAAGACUCCUUCGUCUCUUCCGAAUCAGACCGUGGUAGCACCUCCGUUUGGUGAUGGGAAUCCUGCGCUGGCACCUGUGCCAGUCAAGGAUGGGUUAAAGAGACGCAAGCCCAAGAACAACAUCAUCAAGAGCAGCUCGUCGUUUGUCUCGCGUGUCAUUACCCACGAAGCAGCCACGAAACGGUUGAAUGACCGGAGUCCGGAGGGCCUUUUCGCUUUUGCCAAUAUUAACCGUGCAUUUCAAUGGCUGGAUCUUAGUUCGAAGCAAAAGGAAGAGCCGCUUACAAAGAUUCUUUUCACGAAGGCGCACAUGUUGUGCCAUGACACGAAUGAGUUGACCAAAAGCUCAUCUCACAUUGAUAUCGUCAUGGGUUCCUCUGCCGGAGACAUCAUCUGGUACGAGCCUAUGUCCCAGAAGUACGCUCGGAUCAACAAGAACGGAGUUGUCAGCAACUCGCCGGUCACUCAUAUCAAAUGGAUCCCUGGCUCGGAGAACCUGUUCAUGGCUGCGCACGCGAACGGGCAAUUGGCAGUUUAUGAUAAGGAGAAGGAGGAUGCCCUCUUCACCCCCGAAAUUCAGAACCAAUCGGCAGAGGCGCUCAAGGCAUCCGGUCGACAGCCGCUGCAAGUUCUGAAGUCCGUUAACUCGAGGAAUCAGAAGACCAACCCCGUCGCCCUGUGGAAGCUUGCAAAUCAGCGAAUCUCUCACUUUGCCUUUUCCCCGGAUCAAAGGCAUCUGGCUGUUGUCUUGGAAGAUGGAUCUUUACGAGUGAUGGAUUAUUUGAAGGAAGAGGUGCUUGAUAUUUUUCGCAGUUACUAUGGUGGAUUGAUCUGUGUCUGCUGGUCGCCAGAUGGGAAAUACAUCGUUACUGGUGGGCAAGACGACUUAUUGACUAUUUGGUCGUUGCCGGAGCGCAAGAUAGUCGCUCGCUGUCAAGGCCAUAACUCUUGGGUUUCUGCAGUGGCGUUUGAUCCAUGGCGAUGCGAUGAGAGGACAUACCGGUUCGGCAGUGUUGGCGAUGACUGCAGGCUACUGCUGUGGGAUUUUAGUGUUGGCAUGCUGCAUCGCCCGAAAGUGUAUCAAGCGAGUGCCCGCCAACGAACGAGCAUGAUUACGAGUAACACCCAAUAUGGUAAUCGUCACCGAGCCGAUAGUGCGAGCAAUCGAAUGAGGUCGGACUCCCAGAAGACGGCAAACACCUACGAGAGUUGCGACCAGGCUGUCCGCCAUCCCGUCGAGCCAAGAGCACGCACGGCUCUGUUACCGCCUAUUAUGUCUAAAGUCGUAGGGUCAGACCCGAUCUGUUGGUUAGGCUUCCAAGAAGACUGCAUCAUGACCUCUUCACUUGAAGGUACGGGCCUAUUUAUACCUGUUCCUCUGGGGCAUGUACUCACAUAG